Molecule: messenger RNA, 2940 nt
Organism: Aedes albopictus (Asian tiger mosquito)
Lineage: Eukaryota; Metazoa; Arthropoda; Insecta; Diptera; Culicidae
Product: phospholipase A1
Exons: 8
Coding region: 320-1315 (331 amino acids)
Biological process (GO): lipid catabolic process
Molecular function (GO): lipase activity
Source: RefSeq, a predicted model, not a curated record
UGAGGCGUGGGGCCCUCGUCUGAGCCGGCUGAGCCAUCUGUGGGUACCCGCUUGGUGGCACAAUGUUUUCAGUUCUAUUCGCGCUUUCGUAACGAUGAGGUCGUACUUUCUUCGAGCCAUCGGUGGAAAUUGUCGGUACUUCGCGAUGGAAAAUCGUUUAUAGUGCCUACUGCCUUCGGAAGGGGAACGCGAGAGCGAUCCAGUAUUAUUGCUAGUGUAGUUCAAGUUUCAUUACCAUAAGGGCCAAUAAUUGGCAUUGCUUUUGCCGUCUUUUUUUUUAAUAGUGAUUAUAAAACGUUUUUAUUACCAAUAUCGCGAAAUGAGUUCAAUGGUGCGACUGUUACUAAUUCUAUCUCUGCUAACAGAGACGUGGUGCCUAUUUACUCCCGGCGGUGUUUUUGACCUGAACUUCUUCAGAUGCAUGUGGAAGAAAGACUACGACUGCCCACAUGAGGAUAUUCGAUUUUUUCUCUACACACCCACCUGUAGACGAGGCAGAAUUGUGGACAUGAAUCGACCAAAGACAUUUUUCAGAGCUGGCUUCCGACCACAUCGCGAGACGGCGAUAAUCAUUCACGGUUUCAACGGGACCCAAACGAGUCGGCACAUUAUGUUUCUGAAGGAUGCGUACCUCUCGCGCAAGUACAACGUGUUCGCCGUGGAUUGGGAGCGGAUCUCGCAGUACCCGUGCUACCUCUCGUCGCUGUCCAACACCAAACUAGUCUCACAAUGUACGGCCCAGCUGUACUCUUUCAUUACCUUUACCGGGAGCCUCAGCAAGCAGAUCACGUGCGUAGGGCAUUCACUCGGUGCCCACAUUUGCGGCAUGAUGUCCCAUCACCUAACGAAACGACAGUACAAAAUCAUAGGUUUAGAUCCAGCCCGACCGCUGAUAGAGAAGCACGCGUCGAAUCGCUUCCGGCUGACGAAAGAUGACGCCAAGGUGGUGCAGAUCAUUCACACCAACGCCGGUUUCCUGGGGCAGAGUUCCUUUACCGGUACGAUCGAUUUCUGCAUCAACGGUGGCCAAACUCAACCGUACUGCUCGGGCGACUCCAUUAAACGUGCCCGUUGCAGUCACUUCCUGAGCGUGUGCUACUUAGCCAAUGCAGUAUUAUCCGGAGAACCGACGGUGGCGUUUCCGUGCCCUACGGGGUGCGUCCGAAACAAUCGGAUACCAUUUGCACCCUUACGUUACUCAAGUCGAAUACGAGGUAGGAUGAAAUAUUAUCACAUCGGGGAGGAUACACCGGAAGAAGCUACCGGUGGAUAUUGUGUUCAUAUGGAUCAAGCCAUGAAUUGUCCAUACAACUGAAACUGUCGAAGCGAGUUUUGUUACCAGUUUGUAAAUACGAAUGUAAAAAUGUGAUAUAAAUAGAUAUAAGUAUAUUAGGUAGAAAAUAAAUAGUAUUUAUGAAGACUUUUUAAAUUCUGUUUAGUUUGACUUGAUUCAUUUCAUAAUUUUUCAUAUUUUCAUAGUAUAUGAUCUUAAAAUUCCGUGAGGACACACAGUAAUGCAAAUGUACUUUUACAAUAUGUACCGUAUUUGGUAUUAACGCAAAAAGCAUGAUCCUAGAUGAAAUCACCCACCUUUCUCUCAUGAAUACUCUCCGAAUUUUCUAGACGUCCGGAUGUUUUCAAACGUGACAUCCAUAUUGAUAUUUCCACUCAUUCAGUCUACGACAUUCAGAAAGCAUCAUCCAAACUACCGCAACCAUCAUCGAACCAACAUCGCGGUUCGCAAGAUGUUGGCCAUCAACACCGCCGGUGGGAGAAAUUGAAACCAACCACAUGCCAAUCGGUAUGCCGUGCGUAAUGCGUGAUUUGAAUAUCAAUAUUCGCCUUGACUUGAAUUUUGCUGUGGUGAUGGAUUACCUUGUUCAGUCACCCUCUUCAAGUAACAACAAGAAAAGAAUCCACAAUGUUGUCUUCUAGCACACCACCACCGACCGCCGCGCCGGUGAGGAAAAACUAUAUGUUAUAAUUUAUCCAACGCACCCACUAAUGAAGGGUAGAGAGAUUUACAAGGUGCUUACCACCGGCGGUGGCUUCAAAACCCAGAACUAAACAUUUGCGCACGCCCUGGCUGGCCGUUUCAGCGAGCCCGGUGGUUCGACAGACACCUGCGCGUACGAUGUGUGAUCGAUGCUUGGCAAGUGUGCUAGAUAAUGUGGCAGUUGACCGUUAGGUCCGUUGAUUUACAGUUCCGUUUCCGUUGAUGAUAAUUUCAAAAAGUUCGUGAAAGACGGAUUGUCCAUAUUUUUAUCGAAAGUUUUGGAGACCACCAAUAGUUUCCCUAUAGCAUUUUUUCUGAUUCAGCUCGUUGAGGGAAAUGCUAGAAAAGAUCGCUACAUUGGUUCCAUUGAACGAUAGAGGAAACGAUGUGCACUAACAUGUAUCUGGUAAUUUUCUUCAGCUAUUUUCAUUACGACACUGAAACUGCCAUACAGCAGGGUGAUUCAAUGUCACUAUUCGCACACGCAUACAAAGCUGCUGCAUUUUUCUGAUUCUAUUUCCACGACUCAGGAAGCACACACCUAAUGCUGAAUGGGAACUAGAACUGAGCAUGAAACAUCGGAUUGAUCCGUGUUGGUUUAUGAAUGAGUGAAUUCCAUUUGAUUGCAGUUAUAUUGUUUGUUGUGGGUAUGAUGAUGCAAAUUUUAUUACUAUUUCCUCUGUUCUCAGCUAAGGCAGGCUUUUUGGUUUACACAGGCAGUUUCUUCUAAUAAGUCACAUCUAGUUAUGGCAAUGAUUGAUCAUUAUGUAAUGCACACAUUGUCUGACAAUCUGACCAUUGUUAUAGUAGUGCAUAGAGCAGGAAAAAUUUGUGUCCCUAAUAAUAUCUUCACACGAGCAGUAGAAAAUGUGGUUCUGAUUAACUUUAUCGAAGACACCAAGUUCGUAAGUCCGUUACUUUUCACGACACUUUUCGUUUUUGCC